CUCUGCAAGAACUCUUGGCCAUUCCGUUCUUCCCCCCUCCUCUUGGCCGACAGUUCUUCGCUCUCUCUUCUUUUUCUGCUUCUCCCGUCCAGUGAUCUUCCUCCGCAUUUCUAAUAGAAAUUUUACUUCUUGGGAAGCCAUUGCCAGUUGAUAGCCCUGUUUGAUCGAAUCUUUGGAAGGCUCUGCUUGGUUCUUGGUUCUUGUGGUGCUCUGCUCUCUCAAAUUCAUGCCCCCCCUCCUCCUCCCCCUUUCCCCGUCUCCCCUGGUUUUACUGGCUUCCGAGGAGUGGCUUGCGCUUUGAUCUCUGGGCCAAAAACUUUCUGGGAGGUUUGUUUGUGCCUCAUCUAUCUUCUUGUUCCAUUAUUACAAGCAGGAGCAACAGAGGCAAAAAAAUUUCUUGUUUUCAGGGAUGCAUCAUGCAGGAGAGGAUGAGUGGUGGGAGUACUUCCCAUGCCCCUUCUGCUACAUUGAGGUGGAGGUCCCCUUCCUCUGUGACCACCUGCAGGAGGAGCACUGCUUCGACAUGAGGAAUGCUGUGUGCCCGAUCUGCGCCGACAACCUCGGGGCCGACACGACAGGGCAUUUCAGGGAACGGCACUCACAGCAACUCAAGAUGAGGAAGUCGUCUUCUUCCAGAGCAGGGGCAGCAGGUUCUGACAAGGAGGCAUAUGAAGAGGACGACUCCUACUUUGAAGAAUCAUCGUACAUCAUGGGCCAGCCGGUUCCUGAUGAUCAUUCACCUGACCCUCUGCUCUCCCAGUUCAUCUGCACGGUCGCGCCUCCGGUCGUCGAUCCGGAGCCCAGCAAGGCCGAGGAGGAGGAUCAUGCUGCACCGUCCUCGGAUGAUCAGAGGCUGAAUCAGGUUGUCAUGGACGAUGCGUCGAAGAAGGACCUCGAGGAGCGGUUGCGGAGGGUCGAGUUUGUGAAGCAGAUGCUGAUGACAACGAUAGCUUGGGACUGAUUAUCCAGGGCUGGUUAUAGCACUUGACUAGCUAGGAUUGCUCAGGAUCUUGGAAGUGCCAUUUUUGUUGAGAUUGACCCUUUGGUACAUGUAUACCUGCAACCUUGGAUACCUGAAUUGACCAAUCUUGAUCCUUUUAAGCUAAGCUUUGGUUAUCAUCAUGUCUCUUUCCAGGAGAAA
Messenger RNA from Triticum aestivum (bread wheat), 1141 nucleotides. RefSeq names its product protein DEHYDRATION-INDUCED 19 homolog 6. Bases 410 to 961 code for a protein of 183 amino acids. The transcript is spliced from 5 exons. NCBI's taxonomy places the organism in Eukaryota, Viridiplantae, Streptophyta, Magnoliopsida, Poales, Poaceae. The record is from RefSeq and is a predicted model, not a curated record.